AUGAAUCUAUGCCGUAAAGCCACUGUGCUCUGCCACCCUGUCACCAUGAAGAGCAAGUAUUCCCAGUACUACAACUGGAGUCUGAUCCGUUCCUACUAUGCUCAUGCCAAGAAUAUGACCACCCAGGAAAUGAAUGAACACAUUGAGAGUAAAAAACAGCUUACCACUCUCCAUAUAGUCAUUGUGAUCCUCUGCACCUUCAUUGUGUUAGAGAAUCUUUUGGUCCUGGUGGCUGUGUGCCGGAACAAAAAGUUCCACUCGGCCAUGUUUUUCUUCAUUGGCAACCUGGCGUUCUCUGACUUGCUAGCAGGCUCUGCCUACAUCGCCAAUAUAUUCCUAUCAGGCUCAAGGACCUUUAAACUUGCACCUGUGCAGUGGUUCAUCAGGGAAGGCACAGCAUUCAUCGCUCUGGCUGCUUCGGUCUUCAGCUUGUUGGCGAUAGCGAUAGAACGCUACAUUGCCAUCACCAAGGUCAAGGUGUACGGCUCCACUAAAACAUGUCGCAUGUUUCUCCUGAUAGGAGCUUGUUGGGUCACCUCCAUCCUGCUUGGAGGACUUCCUAUUAUAGGCUGGAACUGCAUCAACAACCUCCCGGAGUGCUCAGCCGUUUUGCCACUCUACUCUAAGAAAUACAUUCUCUUUGUUGUUUCUAUUUUCAGCCUCAUACUGCUCUCUAUAGUUAUCCUCUAUGUGAGGAUUUAUUUGAUUGUGCGCUCAAGUCACCAGGAAGCUACCAACUCACAAGCAUACUUCCUUUUGAAAACAGUCACCAUAGUGCUGGGGGUCUUCAUCAUGUGCUGGCUGCCUGCUUUCACCAUCUUACUGUUGGAUUCAUCCUGCAAUAUACAACUCUGCCCCAUUCUCUCCAAAGCAGACAUCUUUUUUAGCAUCGCCACUCUUAACUCAGCGCUUAACCCGGUGAUCUACACGCUGCGCAGCAAGGACAUGAGAAAGGAGUUCCUGCGUGUGCUUUGCUGUUGGGGGGUGCUGCAAAGUGGGCGGCCCUCUGAGCGCUGUCUGGUCCCUCUGAAAAGCUCCAGCUCUCUGGAACACUGCACCAACAAACACGAACACCAGACCACACCCAUCAUGCAAGACUGUACCACGUGUGUCUGA
Menidia menidia (Atlantic silverside) is the source of this 1116-nucleotide messenger RNA. The record is from the annotation of a GenBank genome assembly. Lineage: Eukaryota; Metazoa; Chordata; Actinopteri; Atheriniformes; Atherinopsidae.